CUUUGCUUCCCUUGUGUGCCACUGCCCUCCCUGGCUGCCCUGCAGAUGAUGUUCCAGUCUCUAAAAGUACCCUGUGCCAGCCCAAGGAAAAAAAACCCCAAUCCUGCAUCGGUAUCUUCUUGUGCACCCCCCACCCUGGCCCCUGGCUCCCCCAUAGGAGAGGGUAGGGGGGCAACAAGGACCUGAGCCCAGUGCACCACCAGGGCUGUGCUCUGAGGGGAGCUGAGCAGUGAGGAGGAGGAGGAGGAGGAGGAGGAGAAGGUCAUUCAUUCCUUGCCAGGUUUAAUAUUUACCGACAUGCACACAGAUAAAUGCUGGAGGAAUGUGGCUUUGUUAACAUCAUCUUGACUUAGGAAGUGACAGCAGAGGCUUCCUCGCAAUCAUUUGGGUAAUGAGGGCCCACCCUUUCCUGUGCACCAUGUCUGAUGGCAGAGGAAGGUGACAGGGACCCACAGCCUCCCCGCCCAGGUUGUCUGAGUCUGUCCACCGCCACUCCCCACUCCCCUGCCUCCAGGUGCAGUCUCAACACCUCUUUGGAGACCAAGGUGGGUCAGAACAGAGCAGCUUGCCUGGGAAGGCACAUGCAGCACACUGAACGUUCACCCUGUGACACAAAUAAUUGAGGACCAUGAACAUGUCCAGGGUAUUUUACCUCUGCAGGCAAAAUCAAGUGCGUGUGGGUGCCUCCCCGAGUGCUAUGUCAUGACUCUAAAUAGCAACACUUACCAAAAAAUAGUUCUAGCAGAAGAAAAGGAUGCAAGCCAGCCAUGCCUAUCUGGGAGUAUUGCCCAUUGACUAAUUUUAUUAUCCUAGUGACAGUAGAUAAGAGUUUUUGUUUUUUUUUUUUCUCUUCCACAUAUUUUAUUGCAGGAAGGAAAGCUCGGCUCAACCAAUACAAGGAAGUGACACAUCCAUAUAAGUCAUCUUUGGAUGCCUUUAGGAUACCUUAACCUAAACAUUGUCAGUUAAUAGAUGUUUAAUACAAAGGUUUAAUGCUUAAUUGGGAAUGAAAUAAAGGAAGUAUGACUGCUUGGCUGAAUUAUCCUUUUGAUGUGGUCUUCUGGGGUGUUGCAGGAAGGUUUUCUUUUUUUGUGGAAAGUUUACUGCUUCACUUUGAGGAAGAAGCCUCGAUGGUGUUAGAGGGAAUCUUUGUAAAUCCAAGCAAGUUGAGGAGUUUUCUAUCUAUGUCUGUCUAUCAAUGCCAAGCUGUCAAAGACUGCGCUGCCUGAGAUCAAACAGAGCUGUAACCCCACCAUGUGCUCACUUUGCUGUUGUCCUCACAGUUACCAAAUCAUGCUGGACUGCUGGAAGAGCAAUCCCAACGACAGGCCACGGUUCUCUGAGCUGGUGAAAAGGCUGGGUGACCUGCUGCAAGCAAAUGUCCAGCAGGAAGGUAAAGACUACAUACCCCUCAGCACAAUAUUUACAACAGAAAGUGGGUCUCCCCCUGCAUCUGAUCCUUUGUGCAAUGAAAAAUUUCCUGUUACAAGCUCAAGUUGUGGAAGCACUGAAAAUGUCAGAUACAUAAACACCUUCAAAAUAAACCCCCCAGAGCGCAUAAAGACAUUUGAAGAGCUUCCCAUCAAGGAAACACUUGUAUUUAAUGAUUAUCAAGCAGACAGCGGGAUGGUGCUGGCUCCAGAGGAACUGAAGCGCUUCACAUGGACAGGCAGCAAGCAGAAAAGGACACUCUUUGGGUCUGUAUUUUACGUUCCCUUCCUCUCAGGUUUUAGAUGGCAAAGGAGAAGCCAAGGUCCUUGUGCUAAAUCAUGCCUUGUGAAAGUAGCUGAGGUGUCCCCAGUCCCUGCAAAUACUCUUCCUGAGGUAUGUCCUGCUUGGUUGAAUCAGCAGUCAAUCAUCUUCCACGCCUAUGUCUUUGAGGAAGCAAAUAACCCUCAACCCCUUCGAUGCACAUCAGCAACAUGAUUUAUUAGCUCUUACUGAUCCACCUAAUGCCCAAUUUAAUGCCAGUGUCAGAGGGCACUGAACUAAGGUAAGAGGCAGGUAACUGUAGGAAAGCAGCCCUUAAUAAUAGGGGAUGAGGAACGUGUGGCUGUGAAGGAUUUGCAGUUAUUUCUGCAAGUCCCAAGGGCACCCCAGCUGGGACAAGGCCCUCUGUGCUUGUUUUUGCCCUUCUUUUCCAUGACUCAGCUAAGCACGGCCCAUUUAACACCCAUGGGCUCAGGAUGCUAAAGUGGCAACUUUACAAUAGAUGGAUGUGAGGGCCUCACUUCUCUUCCUGCCUUUAAGCACUUGAAUAUAUUGGCCAUCUUCCUCCACCUAAUUCCUGACAGCUGCCCAAGCAGGGAACUAGGGCUGCUCUAAGAAAUGAGUUGCACCGACAUGAACUCCCUGUAAAUGGGAAGUGUUUAUUUUCUCAAUGCCGGCGCUGUAUCAGUUCCCAGCCGCUGGCAGUGUCCUGGUUUCAGCUCACUGCUCCCAGCCAGCCCGGAGACUGUCCAGACCCAACCCAUCGUUCAUCUCAUGCUGGCAGGAGGUCAAGGCCAGCCUGCCAUCCUGCCAGUGCCAAACUUGUCAGUGCCUUGCAGUUGGGCAGGCUGGGAGGUGUAGCAUUGUCUCAGAGAACAAUCAGAGCUGGCUGAAACGUGCAGUCAAGGCAGAGAGGACUCGCUUCACAAAAAAUUCCACUGACUUAGAGGGCGUUGGUUGAAGGCACAGAAAUACGUGUAGGAGAGCGCACACACUCACAGGGCUGGAAAGCACGGCCUGGGUAAAUGUGCUGCUGGCAGCAGCCUGCAGUGGAGCGCUGCUCAUGCAUGGCAAAGCCAGGGCAACACAAACCACUCCGAACAAAUGCUGGGAAACCCUUUCUCCUGCCUUGACCUUUCAGAGAAUAGGCUCCUGAGCAGUUUUAUGGUACUUCAGCUCUGUUGCAGCAUGCUGUCAUUGGAGGAGCCAGGGACUGUUGAGCUUGGAGUGUAUGUUCAUAUUACGAGUUCCAAAGGAUGCAAUGUUCCCUCCUAGAAGUGGUUUCAAUCUUUUUUUCCGUGUGUAUUUCUGAAGGCUGCUGUCAGCCACACAGACAACAUGGCAUACUCCCCAAAUUAAAUUUAUGAAAUGCCUUUUUCUUUGCAUGGCACAGAAUGCAUGGAGUGUGUCCCAAGCAUCCCUCUGGCAGUGCUUUAAGGAGCACUUUCAAAAGCAGACAGAAAAGGAAUGCUUGGAUAAGAAAAAAAAAUUAACUGAACAGUGGCUGCUAGAACAUAAAUCCUUGGGAGAACAGAGCAGUUGACUGAGAUCAUACAAGGUCAUCUGGCCUGCAAGCUAAACAAGUGGUACUGCAUCGCUGCGCCAAAAAGCACUCAUGGAUGCAAAUGCAGGCAGUGACCCUUCAGUCUGCACAUAUUCCUAAAAGUGGUAGCAUCUUAGCUAAGCAUCCUUCACUUAAAAUUGAUUGGGGCAGUAAAUAAAUACCCCUAAAAUUUGUACUGAGCAAGGUGGAGCCUGGAGGGGUUUGAGCCAUGGAAACUGAUCUAAGCAGAUGCACAGUCCUGCUUCUUCCCUUGCAUUGCAGGCAUCCUGCUCUGCAUUCCUGUGCUCACUCUUGUGCUGACAUUUCAGCUUGGCUAUUCCUGCAGGGAGCUGAUUCAGGUUGCCAAACUGUCAAAACAGUUUCUGAGUGAGCAGUAGUAGCUCACUGUCAGGGCAGCUGGUGCCAGCACCAGACUGCAGAAGGGUUUCACCUCCCUUUGGCAGCAGCAUACUUAUGGUUGGAUCCCUUUGCUGUAAGAAAGCAUUGGAAGAUUCAGACUGGGCAGAGCUGAAGAACUGCAUAGUGUGUCAGAAGCCAAACACAAAGCACCCUACCUGUCUCCAGAAGCACACCCAAGGUUUGUUGCAGAGGAAACUGAUCAGUUGAGUGCAGGAGAGAGCCAGCAGGUACAGCAGUGCUUGCUCAGUGUGACCAAGCCAAGAGCCAGGCCCAGGGCAGAGCAGGGAGCCAGCCUGACAGAGCAGGGGUACCCCACUGAUCCUGGUGAGGUGCCUCCUCUUGGGCUUCCACUUCUCCUGCCUAGGGAAAGGCGCUAAUGCCAAAGCUCACUCUUGGUUUCACUACAGGAAAGAGCAUCAGCCCAAACCAUGGUGAACACCUUAGGCCCAGGUGGUGGACAGGAGCAUGAAAUAGAAAUGGUUGCAACAUGUCUUGGACUUGCUAAUGCUGCUGAGACAAAAAACGGUAUUUUGAACAGCAGGAAGUUUUUCCUAGUAUAAGGCCUCAGGUAAAGAGACCCUGAUAGAAAGGUCUGGGGGCAAUUUUCUGAGCUGUGCUCCUUUGCAGGUGGAAAGGAUCCCAACUGCAACCCUUUUCUAGCUUUUCAAUACUGAUGAAAAAACCCAACCCCAGUAAGCCAAAAUCCUUGGGCUGAGGCAAACCCUUGAGCCAGUGUAAAUUGCAAAGCCAGAAAAAGAGCAAGAAUUCUACCUCCUGUGAGCUGGAACAAGCAUCUCAAGAGCUGCAGCCAGUUUCUAACCUCGCACUGGUCCUGAACAUGGCAGAAAACCAGCAGCCAUUUCCUCCAACAAACAACCCCAAUUAAAGACCAAGUAAACACAGUUUACAUUCUUAGAUUGGCAAGAUGAUAGUCCACAGCUAGAGAAGCCUAUAAACUCAUUCUCAAAAUGAAGCCUGACUACAGAUUCCAAAACCCCAUGAGCUUCCUCAAAGUUCUUUGUGGGAAUUGCAUGCCCAGACACAGCACUGCACUCCAGGUAAAAUUAAUAGAUGCAGCUCUACUGGUAUAAAAGUUUAUUAAAGCAGAAGCCAAGUCUAGCUCGCAAGAAAAAUCUCAUGAUGCAAAAGCCUGAUGAUGAUGAAAGGAUGAAAGCAUGACAGCUCUUAGGCUCAUAACUUGUCAUGCACACUCCACAUCUGCCAGCUCCCAAAGACUCACAAUUACAAUGUAAAUCACAGAGGCAUUUCUCUUUAAACCCAUCACAAAUAGUCCAUUGCGUCUGUGACUAACCUUGUCAUAGUUAUGGAAUUUAUCCCAAGGCAAUUACUUCUCCAUCUGCCAACAGAUGCAAUAUAAAAAUAUGGGAUGCAUCUGCAAUCCUCAUCACAAGGGCUCCUCCUCAUGAAGUUCAUUCAUCUACUAAUAAAUGUAAAGGGGUGGUCUUCUUAGGGAGACCUUCCAAUUUCCUAUGGUAGGACAGAAGGCAGAGACCACACUCCUUAAAAAACCACACAGGUUGUUUGUUAAGAAUUUGAGAAACUGUGACAUCUAAGAGGAACUUGUAAUCACCAAUGGUCCUGUGCUACUGUUUCUGUAGUUUGACUUAGAGUCCUAACAGUGCAAAAUAAAAUGAAAAACAAAACCCUGGCCUCUGCAGCCUCAACAGGUGCUCUGUCUUCUCUGGCAUUCAGGACUAGGGCUGCCAAUGUUUCUGACCUUAUAAAUGAAGAGGAGUGGAUUGUCCAUGAACUUAUAAAAAUACAGGAGAGGAAAUCUAAUUUUAGACACUGUGGUCCAACACAUUUACUUUAGGAUUUCACAUGUAAACAAUGAUGGAAAAAUGCUCUGGCUUGUCCUUUUGUCUACAGAUAAAUCUUUGGAAUCCAAGUUCAAUGGUGUGAAAAUUCUCUUUGCCCCUAAUUUUCUUCAUUAUUGAAAGAGCCCUUUCUGAUGUCUUUCUGAGAUCUUGAAUAUGGGUGAGAAAGUGCCGUAAGGCAAACAGUGCCUUUAAAAGUGGCUUUGCUGAGAAGAUAUUAAACUCCUCUUUGUAAAGGACAUCUUAUAAAAGGCAGCCUACAGGAUAACUGGUCCUUUUAUGGGAGAGAAAAACUCUAAUUCAAACCAGCAGCUCAUGGCAGUUGCCAAAAGAAGCCAAAAAAGAGGAGAUAGCCAGACCUCAUGCCCUUCCUCAUACACAUCAGCCAUUUCUAUUAGAAAUUCAUCCCACCAUUAGCUUUGGGAACAACUGCAUUAGUAGUUUUCUACUUUUGCCUCAAGGCUUGAGGCCUUGCAUCACUUCACUCCUGCUCAAAAACCCCUUUUCCCUUACGAAGAAACAUUUAGGUGUGGGGAUACUCUGCCUCAGCAGAGCUGCCAGACACUGCCAACUACUUCACCCUGCAAUAAAGUUUCACUCCCCAACACAUGCCACAAAUGAGCAAUUAGAGCUUAGGCUGGACAGUCAAGUACUCCCCACAAGCAGAGACUGAUACAAUGAACCUUUAACAGUGAGGAUCACUCACAGCACCUCUUUUCUAAGGGGGACUCACAGGGAACACAGGAGGGCUCCUUCAUUCCUCUGUUCUGCACUCCCAUUGAGCAAGUCCAUCUGCAUCAGUGCCCUUCCCACCACAUGAGAAUAAACAAAGCUGCUUCUUGUGAUGUGGCUUUGCUCAAGUCACUAAAACAAAAACCUUUAUGUGUUAAGAAAGCUCACAAUGACACUGCUCCA
Cyanistes caeruleus (blue tit) is the source of this 6426-nucleotide messenger RNA. NCBI's taxonomy places the organism in Eukaryota, Metazoa, Chordata, Aves, Passeriformes, Paridae. The record is from RefSeq and is a predicted model, not a curated record.